This is a messenger RNA of Fusarium odoratissimum NRRL 54006, 1083 nucleotides long. RefSeq lists its product as uncharacterized. The record is from RefSeq and is a predicted model, not a curated record. NCBI's taxonomy places the organism in Eukaryota, Fungi, Ascomycota, Sordariomycetes, Hypocreales, Nectriaceae. Bases 1 to 1083 code for a protein of 360 amino acids. The transcript has a single exon.
AUGGCUCUAAAACUCUCUCACUUAGCCUUAAUAGCUUUGGCUUUAGUUUCUUCCGCUCCUCUUGCCGUUUCGCAGAACACACCAAAUGAGAACCUCGUCCUAGCUGAUUGCGGCAUCGGUCUCGGCGAGAAUGGCGGCUCAACCUCCCGCGAGGCCAUCUACUACAACGGCGACGUCUGGACUGGCCAAGGAGAGAACACCUACAAGCCAACCAUGAUGGUCAACAUACCAUGGUCUGGCCAUUAUCCUUGGACGCAGCCAGGCGGGCUUGGGUUCACUCUACCGAAUGGCGACGAGUUUGCUGUGCUUAUUGACGUAAGCGUCAAGGACCCCAACAAAGCGGGAAUAGCUCACCAUUCUUUCGAACCUAAGCAUGACCUGACAUGCUACUCGUACCACCGCGACAGAGUGUUCCAGUUAGCCGAUGGCAAAUGGUGCUCAAGCGCGUAUGUCUGUAACCACCAGCAAGGUGGUGUUUACAACAGCCCUAACGACGCGAAGCCCGAUCCUCCGAAGCCUAAGCCCCAAGAGUUGGAGAUUCAUGGCUCCGUGAACAAGGACACGGUCGAAAUCUACAACAUUCCAGCCAGCAAAAUCAUGAACACAGCCAGAAAGGCCUUCCUCAAGGAUAGUUAUAUGUGUGACACUACCAAACAGGCCAUCAACGGCAAGUGUACUAUCAGUUGGAAAUGCCAGGGUGAUCCGGCUACCGAUGCUCUCGAAAAGAUGACCAAAGUUUUCGACGAAUUGGCGACCAAUAAGGAUUUUUCGACGGAGCGAGAGGUAGUGACAGAUGUCUGCAGGCAUCCCGAUACGCGACCGGGCCAUGAAGGCCAGUGCCGACUGUACGAGCAGAAGGUUGAUAAGUACUACAAGAUGCCUGGCAGCAUGGACCUUACCAUGCGCAACAAGGCGAGGCCUGAAACAGGCGAAAAUUCCAGCGUACAUGGGACUCUGGAGUAUCAAAUUGAGUGCGAGACUACUGCGUGGGAUUGUUUCUUUUGUAAUAGUGCUGGAAUUAUCCUGAGUGCCCAAUGGCCUUGGAUUGGUGCUCCUGUACUAAUUGAAUGCCUUAGGUGUUAG